CCGAUUUGACAACUUUUAAAAAGCAUCCAUUAGACCAUUACCCCUUUCAUCCAAAACGGAGCGUACGACCCCAAGACCUCUGCUGCUUUUUUUUUUUUUUUUUUUUCUUCAGAAAAGCGCUCUGCUAGACUGCUAUAUAAUAUAUAUUCAUCCCGCGCUUUCAAAACCCAACUAUCCGCUCAAUUCAAAUUCGCUACUCACAGCAAAUUUUCUCAGAAGCCAAACACAUUGCAAAGUUUCUCGGAAUCCAAACAGCAGCGGUAGCUUCACGUCAAGCUGAUUGAAGGCAAUUUCUCUCUCUCUGCUUCAAUUUGAGUUUCUAGUAGGUAGUCUAGCCUUCCAGUAAAUCGUUAGUUCUUAGUGGAAUUGAAUGAUUGCGUAGCUUGCUUUUCUCUUGUUCAAUCUAAAUCUAGUUGAAUGAAUUAUGUUUCUCUCUGAACUCGGAUGUUAAGUUUGCCGCCGGUAGAGAGUUCUAGUUACCUUUCUUGUGCGAUUUCCUUGGUGCGUUUCUCUAAUCUGAACGCCGUUCCGUCGUUCAUCCUCGGGAUCUAUCUGAAUCGCAUGGAAUGAAUUCGAUAUUCUAUUUCCCAGCCAUUUUAGGUGUUUACUGUUUAGAAGCGGAUCAGUCCUGUUUAGGUUUCUUACUCUUUCAAGCUUCAAGCUAACGUGUUUCCGUUCGCUGCUUCGUUCCUUUUGGUCAAUUCACUGACCGCAGUCUAAUUCUGCGCUUUAUUUCUUGAUUCUUGCGCGAUUUCCUGGUUGCAUUUCCCUAAUCUGAACGCCGAUCCGUCGUUCAUCCUCGGGAUUUAUAUGAAUCUCAUGGAACAAAUUCGAGAUUCCAUUUCUCAGUCGUUUAGAAGCGGAUCGGUCCUGUUUAGGUUUCUUGCUCUUUCAGGCGAACGUGCUUCCAGUUCGCUGCUUCGUUCCUUCCGGUAAAUCCACUGACCGGAGUCUAAUUCACCGACCGGAGUAUAUUCUGCUAUCUUCGUUUUCUUGAAAAUCACCGGCCGGAGUCCAUUAUGAUAUCUCUGACUUCGGGAACUCACCGGCCGGAGUCCUCUUUUGUUCACGGACCGAAUGUAUUCAUGAGUUUUCUUUCUUUUGUUGUUUCUAGCUCAUUGACCGGAGUCAAUUCUCCUCUUUUCCUUUUCAGAUGGCGGAAAAUGAUCUGGAAGGAAUUCUAGCCCAAGAAAACGUAGAGGAGAUGGAGCGGUCACUGCGAGGUCAAGCUGCAGCUGGGAAGAAUAAAGCCCAAGGUGGCAGAGAUGCAGCUGCUGCUAAGGAACCAACUGGAAGGAAAUGGGGGGCUCCGACCAAGCUGAAGAGGGCUAGAUGGGGCUGGGCGACCAGCGGGAGGAAGCUGCAGAGUGGACGUUACGCCAAAGGUGGGCCGACGGGGAAGAAGAAUUUCUCCGCCGGCAUGUAUAAGGAGACGUAAUUGGUCUUUCGGGUUGAGCUUAGUAUAUACAAGGUGGAAUGGGGCAUGACAUUAAGUAAGCUGUAAGCACGCCCACAAAAUGUAACCGAAAAGAACCUAGACAGGAAGCCCGCCUGGUUAUGGAUGUUAAAUAGCACAGGGAAAUUGACUUGCUGGAAUAAGUCAAUAUCAAAGCCCGCCUGGAGUUACGCCGGAGCCACAAGAAUGAGAAACCAAAAUCUCUCUGCAGAAAACCAUUGUGCAGCAAUCUCAAUCUGUACGAAGGGAGUUGGGUUUUGGACGAGGCUUAUCCUCCCUACGAUUUAUCUUCUUGUCCCUUCAUUGGGAAAGAAUUCAAUUGCUUGAAGUUGGGGCGGGCUGAUCGGCGGUACCUUCAGUAUCGAUGGCAGCCGGCCGGGCGGAGACUGUAACUUGCCCAGGAGAAGAAAGGGGGAUUGGAGAAGAGAGAACUCGGGGGUUGCCUAGUGAAGAGACGACGACGGUUUGCUGGAAGAUGCGGCGACGGGAGAGGAUGGCAAUUAAUCCGAUCGGGGUCACGGUGGGCCGGCCGGCUUCUUAAAAAGAAGAGAGAACAAGAGUUUCAGCUUGGUUAGUGAGCUAGGUUGCCUCGUGCUUUCUGGGUAACUCAACUUCAAUAGCCCCAAAUAUCAGCAUCACAAGGAAGCCUCCAAAUCAAUUGGUGAUUUCCCCUUCAUUCAUCAUUGGUCUAUGGUAUAUUACUUCUGGUUUCUCUGUUUUUCCCCCUGUGUUUGAAUUUCAGGAUGAAGGCUCUGCCAUGGGAACUCACAACUCUAUCUACCCAUAAAGGGACUACUCCCGCAACGCAAGAACUCUUUUGCUGCUUCCAGAUCAAGCUCAUCCUCCGCCUCGUAUAUUACCUGCACUCCGGCCACAUCACUACAGUCCUUCUCCUUCCAGCCUUUUGGUCGGCGCCGGUGUCCACGCGGGCAUCGCGUCACUGUGCGUGAGGGCCGAAGCCAAACCCAUGUGUCAUUAGCAGCUGCCACGUGUAAGAUUGCAACGCCAGAUGUGUUGUUAAUUGUUGCUGGCAGAGGCGAUCGAUUUUGAGCCAGAGGAGGACGAUGGUGAAUAAGGUAUUAAUCAAUAUUGUCAGAACCGAUCUGAGCAUGACCCGAUAAUGCGAAUGGCUCGUAUUUUAGUGGUCUAACCGACAUUAGAUUGUUUAAAAAUCGUUAGAGAACUGGUACCUAAUAAAUGUUAUCAGUUUUA
Molecule: messenger RNA, 2668 nt
Organism: Linum trigynum
Lineage: Eukaryota; Viridiplantae; Streptophyta; Magnoliopsida; Malpighiales; Linaceae
Source: the annotation of a GenBank genome assembly